Austrofundulus limnaeus is the source of this 1339-nucleotide messenger RNA. RefSeq names its product thymidylate synthetase (gene tyms). Bases 104 to 1066 code for a protein of 320 amino acids. Gene Ontology annotation, molecular function: thymidylate synthase activity. The transcript is spliced from 7 exons. Gene Ontology annotation, cellular component: mitochondrion; cytosol. The record is from RefSeq and is a predicted model, not a curated record. NCBI's taxonomy places the organism in Eukaryota, Metazoa, Chordata, Actinopteri, Cyprinodontiformes, Rivulidae. Gene Ontology annotation, biological process: dTMP biosynthetic process.
GUCGACGGGGUCACGUAACGCGCGAAACAAAAAUCUCCCGGGAAAAAAUAGGGGCAUUUUUUUUUGCUGUGUCAUUCUUCCGAAGCUGUUACCUUCAGAGCUGAUGCCCGCCACUGCWGAAAUCCACGCCGGAGACAUGCAGCAGGAGGCCGCCUGUCAGACGCAGGACAGACCGGCGGAGAGGAAGAGGACCUCCGGCUUUCUGUGCGAUGAACGCGGUUACCUGGACCUGGUCGAGCACAUCAUGGAGAACGGCCGCAGGAAGGGAGACCGAACCGGGACAGGAGUCGUUUCUGUGUUCGGUGCUCAAGUCAGAUACAGCCUGCGAGACCAGUUUCCCCUGCUGACCACCAAGAGAGUUUUCUGGAAAGGGAUCCUUGAAGAACUGCUGUGGUUCAUCAAGGGAUCAACAAACGCCAAGGAGCUGUCAGAGAAAGGUGUGAAGAUCUGGGAUGCCAACGGGUCCCGAGCCUUCCUGGACAACCUGGGCUUUACAGGCCGAGAGGAGGGGGACCUCGGUCCUGUUUACGGGUUUCAGUGGAGACACUUUGGUGCAGAAUACAAAGACAUGCACACAGAUUACACGGGACAGGGUGUGGACCAGCUGCAGAACAUUAUCGACACCAUCAAGAAAAACCCAGAGGACCGGAGGAUCAUCAUGUGCGCUUGGAACCCAAAAGACCUCCCCCUCAUGGCUCUGCCCCCCUGCCACGCUCUGUGUCAGUUCUACGUCUGUGACGGCGAGCUGUCCUGUCAGCUGUACCAGCGCUCGGCCGACAUGGGUCUGGGGGUGCCUUUCAACAUCGCCAGCUACGCUCUUCUCACCUACAUGAUCGCACACAUCGCAGGACUCGAGCCUGGAGACUUCGUUCACACUCUGGGAGACGCGCACGUCUACAUCAACCAUAUCGAACCUCUUAAAGUGCAGCUCCAGAGGGAGAUUCGGAGUUUCCCCACACUGAAAAUCAGGAGAAAAGUGGAAACCAUCGACGACUUCCAGGCAGAGGACUUUGAGAUCUGUGACUACAACCCACACCCCACCAUCAAGAUGCAGAUGGCAGUGUGAAGGUCCAAAUCAUCUGAUGAUUGUUGCACUGUGUGUAGGUUUAAAUGGCAGUUUGCCCCAGUUACAGAAAGGGACCUAAUAGAGAUGUUGCUGUUUAAUGGGUAACGAUGUAGCAGAAAAUGUUAUAUUUUUCAUGUUAUGAGAAAAUGGCCUUGUUUUUUUGGCAUUUAAAUGUGCUUUAUAGUGUUUUCUAUUAAUAAAUUAUCUAAAUCUAAGUAAAAAUGUGAUGAUUGUAAUCAAACACUGAACAUUAAAAAGACAAAUUGUUACUGA